UACUGUGUGAGCUGUGAUUGGUCACAGCUUGUCACAUGGUACAAGGCUGUUGUGAAUAGCCCUGUACCAUGUGAUCUCUGAGUGACAUCUUGCUUACUACUCUGCAUGUGAUCACUGGCCAAGCAGUGAUCACAUGAUCGGGACCUCGCACAGAGGUCCCGUACAAUGAUCGGUGUUCCGCUGAGUCCAGGGAGCACGCACAAGCAGGAGGCAGGGAGACCAUUUAUAAAUGGCCACCCAACCCUGCACUGCCACCGUCCGGCCGUUUAUAUACAACGGCUGGACGGGAGGUGGUUAAGGAUU
Molecule: messenger RNA, 303 nt
Organism: Staurois parvus
Lineage: Eukaryota; Metazoa; Chordata; Amphibia; Anura; Ranidae
Source: the annotation of a GenBank genome assembly